This is a messenger RNA of Lachnellula hyalina, 2175 nucleotides long. RefSeq lists its product as uncharacterized. NCBI's taxonomy places the organism in Eukaryota, Fungi, Ascomycota, Leotiomycetes, Helotiales, Lachnaceae. The coding region runs from base 1 to 2175 and encodes 724 amino acids. The transcript has a single exon. The record is from RefSeq and is a predicted model, not a curated record.
AUGGCAUCUCCUCGAACGUUGACACGCCCUGGCUCUGCUGGGAGUAGCAGCACCACCUCGCGAUCCAGCUUCGAAUCCAGACAUAAGAGCCCGUUGAGUGUCAGCUCUUCGGCUGAUUAUAACUCGAGUCGGACUAGUCAGGAUUCUUCCUUUUCGAAUGAUGCGCCUGUGCACUCGUCAACUAAUAAGUGGACGAGUGCCAGACGUAGUUAUACGGAGCCUAUUGUAAAAGUAUCUUCCCAUUCACAGCACAGCGAUGGUGGAAAGGGCCGACGAAAGACGCUGAUGACCCCGCAACGACUGUCUAAAAGGCCACAAAGUCCUACAGGCCCAUCAAUUGGAACGAAAUAUACACCAAAGGCGCCUGGAGAGGGGUUCGGAAAUCUACCAGAGGAGAUUCUGCUAGUUGUGCUUGCCGAAUUAAAGAAAGUGCAUCUAGAUGCCGGGAGUCUAAGUUGCUCGACUUGUUGGAUGCGAGAUUUGGCUUCUUUGAGUUUGAGUUGCAAAAAGUGGUGGGGUGCUGCUAGGACUACCCUUUACGAGGAUGUACAGCUCAUUGGCAAUGAUUCGAUUUUGCACACGAAGAAGAAGCUCAAAAUGAAGUAUGGUACGAGACUGAAACUUCUACGAAGAACGCUACGAGCGAGGCCCGAUCUCGCCGAAUACGUAAAGAUAUUGAAAGUUCCUGCUAUGCCUGAUGCGGCAAAGAACAAAAAGGAUCAAGAUGAAUACCUGGAUCAGGUUGCUUCGGUCAUAAUGGCGUGCCCGAAUUUAGAACGACUUCCUGGCUUCCAUCCUGCCUAUACUCAUGAAUUCCCGAGAUUUGUGCAUGCACUUUCUACAAGGAAGAAGUUGCAGGAGCGGGUAUGGAUCAUUUCUGAAAGCCCAUUUCAACGGCAGCACCGAUACAAAGCUUCGGACGAUUCAGAUUAUCUCACUCCUGUUAUUGCACCAAAUUCUCUUCUGCCCGAGCAGAGUAUAGACUUUCUGAUGUUUCAUUCGAACUGGUCUCAUCUCAAGACCCUCGUGCUACACUGCAACCAGGGUGGCAUAGUCGACUCUCCUCUUCUCAUCGACACUUUGAAGCAACUACCUGCGUUGGAGAAUUUGCAUGUUUCUUCUUUCUCGGAGUCAUCUUUCAAUGAUACCACUUUGUUAUCGCUACCACCUCUCAGAUCCCUCCGACUUGACAACCUCGCAGGCGUAACCGACAAUGGCUUGUCAUCCUUCGCAUCAGCCGGAAAGUCCAAUGGUCUGAAAACGUUUUCGCUCAACUCACUACCACUUCUGUCUUUGCCAGUUCUCGCGCGACUUUUCUCCCACUUGAAGUCUCUUACACACUUUACGGUUUCCCAGGUACCGUCGCCCUCUUUGCCGACAGGCGUUGAUAUUUUUCUCCACCCCUAUCUGGCAUCGUCGACUCUUCAAUAUCUCCACUGGGAGUUCACCAACCCGGGGGAUACUACAGCCAACGAGAUUCUCUCCAAAGCCAUAUCAUUUUCUGGCUUCCCAGCCCUGAGGACUCUCCGCGCACCAACCGACUCUGACGGCUCUCUACAGAAGCUCUGCAAACCACGAGACCGCAUCGAGCUGUCUGGAGAUCGGUACCGAAAUGGAGGCUGCGAAAGCAUGCCAUCCAUGCCAUUUGCUGCGCCAACACGGCCAUUCUCUGCUGGAAAUGGCCAAUCUGGGCCCCGGGAUCCAACCUCCCAGCCGUCGCUUACGCGCUCAGCCUUCUCGAUGAGGUUGGAGAAUAAAUCACAGUGUUCUGCAGAAAGUAACGUACAAGUUACGGGGAUGAGCCUUUCUAUUGCUCGCAUGACAGCUCAGCGCCGCAUUGACACUGCUGUCUCCGCACCACAAUAUCAUAUCAUAAUUUGGGACCCAGAAGGACAAUUCUUAGAGCGUUUCGCAGUGGGUGGAUUUAUCGGAGACCUAGGCAGUAAGAUCAAUUACAGCUUGAGACCGGACGUAGAUGGUAUGGAUGAAGCUAUUUGCAGGAUCGAAGGUGCGGGAGGAUUGCUUCAGGGAGGUGAUGAAACGAACUUGAAGGAUAAUUGUACGGGGAGUUGGAACAUGGAAGCUGGGGAGAGGAGUAAAGGCAAAGGGAAGGAUAGAUGGUGGCAUACUGAGAGGGGCAGGUGGAGGGAGAUGCCGUUGGAGAAACUGUUUUAG